AUGACCGAUAUUGAUCAAGAGGAAUGGGGCAAUUCGAGUCUUUUUACUUCGGUGUCCGAAGUUUCGAACGAGGAAACAGUUGCUUUUUCAGGAACGAUUUCAAAAUGGCUAAAACGUACUCUCUAUCGGAGUGGACCUGGAGCAAAUGAAAUCAAUAAUGACUCGUCGAUAAGUGUUAAUCAUGCUGCCGACGGCUGUGCUUUUAUUCAAAAAUAUGCCAUCGAUGGAUCAUCGCAAGCAGUUCGGUUUCGAACUUCAUUUAUCAAGUAUCGUGCUUACAAAGAAGCUAUCAAACAUGGACAUCUGACUACUCGACAAUUCGGCACCGAUCCGUUUCGACGAUUUCAUUUAGAUUUGACGACAAAUAAAUGUAUAGAACCAUAUGCUGGAGCACGGACAAGUCAAGUAGUAUAUCCUAUUAGCUAUGCGAAUAGUCUUGUACCGGUUCAAUUUGAAUUGCCUCGCAUCAAUCCAUAUCACAUUGGAAAAUCGUAUCGUUACUUUUAUGCAGCGCGUUCUCCGCCUGACCGGUUUCUCGACGCUUUGAUUAAAGGUGAAAUAGAAUCAAAGAAAGAAUGUGCUUUUUGGGUAGAGACAUUUACGCCACCUAGUGAACCAAUUUUCGUUCCGAAACCCCAUGCAAAUGGUGAUAAUAAUAGCAUUGAAGACGAUGGUGUCGUUCUAUCAGUGGUACUUGAUCAGAAAAGAAAACAAUCAUUUAUACUUGUGCUAGAUGGUAGCACAUUCACGGAACUCGGAAGAGCUUAUGUGUCGAUCCACAUUCCUCCAUCAUUCCACGGAAAUUUUUAUUGA
Messenger RNA from Rotaria socialis, 813 nucleotides. The record is from the annotation of a GenBank genome assembly. NCBI's taxonomy places the organism in Eukaryota, Metazoa, Rotifera, Eurotatoria, Philodinida, Philodinidae.